AUGGUCGUUGAGGUGGCCAAAGCCGUGAGCACCGCCGAGCUCGUUGUGCUGACCGUCGCAGUGGAAAUGGUUGACGUAAAUGUGUAUGUUACCACAAUCGGCGACUCGGCGACGCCGCCACCGGAACCACUCGAGCUAGAGCUAGGACCGCUGGGUGUGAUUGUUGCGCUCGUCACAACGGUGCUGGUGACGACCGUACUAGUUGUGUGCUUGCUAACUGAAAAGGACGUAAUCGAUACUAGGCCCGUGGAGUUCAACGGUGCAGUUCCGGGGAAACCAGACGAUGGGGUAUGGUGUAGGCUACCGAUGGACGUCGAAUUGGUGAAAGCCGGGGACGAAGUUGCCCCAGUUGGAUGA
Messenger RNA from Dichotomopilus funicola, 357 nucleotides. RefSeq lists its product as uncharacterized. The coding region runs from base 1 to 357 and encodes 118 amino acids. The record is from RefSeq and is a predicted model, not a curated record. The transcript has a single exon. NCBI's taxonomy places the organism in Eukaryota, Fungi, Ascomycota, Sordariomycetes, Sordariales, Chaetomiaceae.